UCUUCUAUGAUUGAUUGAUAUGUAUUUAUUUAAAUGCCCUCUGCAGCUCUUCGAACUCCUUUCUUUUCCAACUUCACCAUCUGGUCUCAAGUGCGCAAAUCCUUCACAUCUGCUCAGGAUUAUCACAGCCCUAGAACCUAUCUCACAGCUUCCAUUCACUCUUCGUAACUUCCGAGACUGGGAUACUCAAUUAUCAAAGUUGUAUCUGAUUGUCACCUUUCUCCAUUUCUUUCAACAACAACACCACAACCAACACAUACGCAAACAUUAUCGCCACCUCCACAGAGGCAGUCCUCGUUCUUAUCCGAAGACUACUUCAUAUUCUGAAUCUUGAAGCUUCUCAAUGGCUUCUCGCGGUUCUGCCCUUCCAGGCAACGCCAACCAAACCCCUCCACCAGCCUAUGGCGGCGGCGCACCACCCGGUAUGUCAGACUCACUUGUUCGUCAUCUUACGCCCGACACUAACAACACAGACUACUCGGAGGACGAAGAGGAUGGAGAGGAAGGAGCCGAAGAUGAAUCGAGUUCUCUUUCAGCGAUCAACAUUAUCAUCCAGGUCCCCCUCCACAUCCAAGGCGACAACAACCUAGUCGCUGUCGACACUGCACAAGCCGUCAACAAGAUUGUGCAGGGUAUUGUCGGAUCUCUCAAGGCAAUGAGCAUGAGCGGACAAGGAGUGCCAAUGAUUGACGAGGAUGGACGACCAAGACCUAUCACUGUCACGGCGGUUGCGGAGGUCAAGAUCACUGGCUCGAGGAAUGUUGUAGGAGAAAAGAUCCGCCCAAUGUUGCCAAAGUCGGGCCCAAAGCCAGCACAGGACAACAAGGAAGGCCCAAGCAUCAAGCGCGAGCGGGAGGGGAGUGAGGAGGCCGAGGCGAAGCGGACUCGACUGGAAUAGGCAUGCUUUGGGGCAUGGAACUGGAGUAAGGUGUGCUCUGGUCAUAGGCUGGGGUUUCCAAAGAUCUCACUGACUGGGCUGGGUGUCAUUCUUGCUUUACAUACUCUUGCCGCAUGCGAGGGCUAAUCAUAUGUGCAUGGACUUAAGGCCAAAACUCGAGGCUGGCAGCAGGAACCUUGCAGCUUUUGUAAGCAAAACUCACAAACGUUG
Molecule: messenger RNA, 1108 nt
Organism: Hyaloscypha bicolor E
Lineage: Eukaryota; Fungi; Ascomycota; Leotiomycetes; Helotiales; Hyaloscyphaceae
Exons: 1
Coding region: 344-898 (184 amino acids)
Source: RefSeq, a predicted model, not a curated record